Manduca sexta (tobacco hornworm) is the source of this 9396-nucleotide messenger RNA. It is a transcript of the gene ClC-c, whose product is annotated as H(+)/Cl(-) exchange transporter 5. Lineage: Eukaryota; Metazoa; Arthropoda; Insecta; Lepidoptera; Sphingidae. Gene Ontology annotation, biological process: chloride transport; transmembrane transport. Gene Ontology annotation, molecular function: voltage-gated chloride channel activity. The record is from RefSeq and is a predicted model, not a curated record. Gene Ontology annotation, cellular component: early endosome; Golgi apparatus; membrane.
GGCGCUCACGACGCGUGGUCGGGUUGGGUGUGCGUGUUGCUGGUGGGCGUAGCGACGGGCAUGGUGGCGGGCGUGAUCGACAUUGGCGCGUCCUGGAUGACUGAUCUCAAGUUCGGCAUCUGCCCCGCCGCGUUCUGGUUCAACAGGGAGCAGUGUUGCUGGUCCGACACAAACACCACCUUUGACAGCGGGAAUUGUUCACAGUGGUUGACGUGGCCGCAAGUGUUCGGCGACCGCGGCGACGGCGCCGGCGCAUACAUCAUCAGCUACCUGUUCUACAUCGUGUGGGCGCUGCUGUUCGCCGCGCUCUCCGCGUCGCUCGUCAGGAUGUUCGCACCGUACGCCUGCGGAUCCGGUAUACCCGAAAUUAAGACAAUCCUGAGUAGCUUCAUCAUUCGCGGCUACUUGGGCAAGUGGACGCUCAUCAUCAAGGUGGUGGGACUGAUCCUGUCGGUGUCCUCAGGCCUGUCCCUGGGCAAGGAGGGACCCAUGGUACACAUUGCCAGCUGCUUGGGUAACAUCUUGUCGUACCUGUUCCCGAAGUACGGUCGCAACGAGGCGAAGAAGCGCGAGAUCCUGUCGGCCGCAGCCGCUGCGGGCGUCUCGGUCGCGUUCGGGGCGCCCAUCGGAGGCGUGCUCUUCAGCUUGGAGGAGGUGUCGUACUACUUCCCGCUGAAGACGCUCUGGCGGUCGUUUUUCUGCGCGCUGAUCGCGGCGUUCAUCCUGCGUUCGAUCAACCCGUUCGGCAAUGAGCACUCGGUGCUGUUCUUCGUCGAGUACAACAAGCCGUGGAUAUUCUUCGAGCUGAUACCGUUCGUCGGUCUGGGUAUUAUUGGUGGCUGCAUAGCGACGAUAUUCAUAAAGGCUAACAUCUACUGGUGCCGGUACCGCAAGUACUCGAAGCUCGGCCAGUACCCCGUGACGGAGGUGUUGGUGGUGACGCUGGUGACCGCCAUCAUCGCUUACCCGAACCCGUACACGCGCAUGAACACCAGCGAGCUGAUCUACCUGCUGUUCAACCAGUGCGGCAUAUCCAACUCGGACCCCCUGUGUGAUUACAACCGCAACUUCACCGACGCGAACUCGGCGAUCGAAAAGGCAGCUGCGGGGCCGGGCGUGCACCGCGCCAUCUGGCUGCUGGUCCUGGCGCUGAUCCUCAAGCUGGUGAUGACCAUAUUUACUUUCGGCAUCAAGGUGCCGUGCGGUCUCUUCAUACCUAGUCUCGCGCUCGGAGCCAUCGCCGGCAGGAUUGUGGGCAUCGGUGUGGAGCAGCUUGCGUACCACUACCCAAAGAUCUGGCUGUUCUCGGGCGAGUGUUCGACUGGCGACGACUGCAUCACGCCGGGCCUGUACGCCAUGGUCGGCGCCGCGGCGGUUCUUGGCGGUGUAACUAGGAUGACUGUGUCCCUGGUGGUGAUAAUGUUCGAGCUGACGGGCGGCGUGCGGUACAUCGUGCCGCUGAUGGCGGCCGCCAUGGCGUCCAAGUGGGUGGGCGACGCGCUCGGCCGCCAGGGGAUAUACGACGCGCACAUCGCUCUCAACGGAUACCCGUUCCUGGACAGCAAGGACGAGUUCCAGCACACGUCGCUCGCCGCCGACGUUAUGCAACCAAAACGCAACGAGACCCUCUCAGUGAUCACGCAAGACUCUAUGACGGUUGACGACGUGGAGACGCUGCUCAAGGAGACGGAGCACAACGGGUACCCGGUGGUGGUGUCUAAGGAGUCGCAGUACCUGGUCGGCUUCGUGCUGCGCAGGGACCUCAACUUGGCCAUUGCCAAUGCCCGCCGCACGAUGGAGGGCAUUAUCGGCCAAUCAGUGGUGAUAUUUGCUGGCGCGGUGAACCCGCCAGCCGGCGCGCCGCCGUGCCUGCACCUCAACAGGAUCCUCGACAUGGCACCCAUUACAGUCACCGACCAGACGCCCAUGGAGACGGUUGUCGACAUGUUCCGCAAGCUUGGACUACGUCAAACUCUGGUCACGCACAACGGACGGCUAUUGGGCGUAAUAACAAAGAAGGACGUGUUGCGCCAUGUCAAGCAAAUGGACAACGAAGACCCCAGCUCAGUUCUGUUCAACUGAUCCACGUCGAGCCGCGCUCGGGUCCCGCCGCCCGCGUGAGCGACUUGACGAUCACUCUGUCAACACGUGGGCGCAUCGGCUUUGCGCCUCCGCCCUCGCUCGCCACCCCCGGGGUGCAGAUCCUCUGGACCGUUUAGUCGAUCCGCCGAAGCAGACUCGCAGCCGAUGCGCAUGCGCACCAUCACGUUUGUCCAACGCUCGUACUAAUGGCGACUAACACUGUAUCGUUAGGUGACACUGUGCGUUUCAAAUGACAAGAUUUCGACAUCACCAUUCCGCUUUGUUUUGUAUAUGCAAUAUCACAUACGCUUUCCUUAACAAUUAAUUAUAUUCAUAAAUAAUAACUUAAUAUUGUGAUUUUUGUUGGUGGUAUUUUAUUAUUGUAAUAAAUUAAUUAAUUAUUAUGGAUCGAUAAAGUUAAAUUUAUUGGCAUUUGAUCAGAUUAUUUUUCACGUUUUCAUAAUAUAUUUGGAUUUGUUUUAAGCAGUAAAAAGUAUUCUAUGCAACAGUAAUGGCAUGUUGAAAGAACCACAGGAAAUGUUUAAAAAGUUAAAAUAAAAUUAAUCGUUUAAAAUGUUGUUGCAGACAGUACAUGUUGAGUAUCAAAACAACUGUUUCGACAGUUUUGUCAUUUGAAAUACACAAUAUUUUGAUGUUUACUUAUGAUAUGUGAUGGAAUUUUACAGUUUAAUUAUAAGGUACAGGUGUAACGUUUAACUGAGUAGGUUCCUGUGGCAGCGGAGUGGCGCGCAGGUGUGAUAUGACGUAACAGCGCUGUCGCGCUACACACGUGGUAAACAAAUAUCUUAAGAUCUUUGAAAGUACUUGCAACAAAUUUUACCGUAUUCCUUUUCAACAAAUUGGCAAAAAUGAAUAAUUCCAUUCUUUCUUCUUAGUUAUAAACGCAAGUUUUUUUUUUUACUUUGUAUGCAAAUAUUGUUCCGUAUUACUCAGGUUUUAUUAAUGAAAAAAAACUCAACAGUAUCAUAUACCGCAAUAGCCAACUCAGUUGAUCACCACCCCUGUAAUAAAUGUUUUAAUCUCGAUUUAUUGAUGUUAUUAUAUUCACAUUUCACACUUAAUCUCGCUCUAGUACGUUAUAGGGAGGUUAGGUUAUAAUAGAAGAAUCAGGGUAAUAGUGCGCAACCAAACGCAGGCCCCACGCUCAUAGACAGUGGUUUCACGACAAAGCAGUGCCUUUAUACAAAUAAUUUUGAACCUCAUACAGACUAUAAUAGCGUUCGUAUUUCAUUGACAUGUCAUAAAACUUUAACUAGCAAGUAUAAGCGUUAUUAUUGGACAUAUGAAAAUAAUUUUGCAUACAGCAAUUGCUAUCAAUUGAGUCAAUACUUGUACUAUGAGCGUCGGCUAUUGUGUUUGUGGUCUUGUGAUCGCUGUACAAAGCCUUAAAACAUUGUGUCCGUCACCAACAAGACUUAGUUAAUGUUAGGAGUAUCCUAGUGAAGUUAGUCACAUUUUACAAAUUUGUAUAUUCACUUGUUAAGUACGUGGUAGCUAAUAAUAAUGCGUAUAUUCGUAACGACGAACACACACGUGUAUUUUAUCGGAAACAGAUUUUUUUUGCAUCAAUAUAGAACAGCUGACUACUAGGGUUCACUCGAAAUUUUACUUUUACAAAAAUUUGAAUGAUUUGCUGUCUUAAAAGCUUCGAAGUUACUGUGUCGCGUGUUAUAAUACUUCAUUUGUACCGAUAUUUUACGGUGGUGUGCGUUCAAUGUUACUGUUUGUAUAGAUGUAGAAUUAAGAGUUAUCUCACAGCAAAAGCUGGUACGAACGAUGAAACAUUUAGUACUCGCUGGAUUACGAAGUGUAUGCGAGUACGUUUUAAACUUGGUAGCUAAUGUAUAAUAAACUUAAAAUUUGCUCGUGGUACGAUAUAUUUAUCCGUCUGGAGAGCGACUCCGUACACAAGGUGUAAAACACGCCACAGUGGCCCACGGAAGUGUGUCGCGUGCCGGGAUCUGCCUGUGCAUAUGUUUCAAACAGGCCGGGAAUAUUAUAUGGACUGGUGUCUACUCUAUCUGGACAAUAUUCUACUUACCAUUAGGUAUAGUGGGGUCAAGUUGCCCAUAAAAAAUAUUCUUAUCGCGAAGGCUGCCAUUUAUGGCCAAGUGCAUAAUGCACCUUCAUUAUGGUUGGUGACGGACACCACAAGGCCUUGCGCUGAGCUGUCGUCGCCAUCGCAUCUGGCGUAGAGCAGCUUACUCCAUGGCGCUUACGGACGCAUCCGUGGCACUUGUAAAUAAUCUGAUAGUUGUAUUUAUCUACCCUGAUGGAUCAGUAUUGCAGUAUAUUUUGUUUUCUGGAAUUGAUUAUCACAUAAAUGCGAUUUUAGAUAGUGUAAGGUAUAAAUAAAUAAGUUUUUUUGUGAAGUACAGCAUCCAAUUAGAUGCAUCUCGCGUCUUCUCUUGUUUGCCUCUACCUUGCUACAUUUAUCUUUCAUUAUUAAUAAAUAUUUCAUCAUUUUCGGUAAAGAGAUCGAUUAUAUAAAAUGACAUUUAAAUCCAUUAUUUUUGAGAUCCUUAUUUUGAUAGAAUAUAAUUUGAAUAUAUAUAUUUUUAAGCAAAGCUGAUCUGUUAGGGGUCGAAUAGUCGCGCUUACUAUGAUUUGAUUCGUCUUACCUGUCCACCGUUCACCGAGUACAAUCAUAUUCACUGCAUUGAAGUAGAAAAUAGAUAAAAAUUUGCAUAAACGCGUAUUUCGUUUUGGACGGGUAAUGAUAAUGACGUAAUUAUAUUUGAUAGUAAUAUUAUAUUAACCAAACGAGUAUGUCGCGGCCUAAAGUAAUAGCUAUUUAAUCAUGUUGUAAUUAAUUGUAAUGUUAUUAAUGUAAAAUUAUUAAAUUAUAAUUAAUUUAUUUAAAAAAAAUAAUUAUGUCAAUAGUAUUUUAUGCACCUGAUUGUAUUUUUAACCAAUAAAUGUAUAUCGAGUAUCUAUUUUUAAUGUUGAAUUGUGAACAAAAUGUAUUGCAUAUUUCUUUUUUUUAUAUUAUAUUAUAUUGAAUCUUUUUGUAUAUAAAUAAGAUGAUGUCUAUAUAUGAUGCAUAAUAUUUUAAAGUCUCAUUUUGCGUAGAUAUUUAGAUGAUACCACUUAGUGUAAUGUAGAGUAAGAUUAUAAUAUUUGAGAUAUUUUUUUUAUUAUCUAAUGUUUGUACUUUUCACACAAGUUUUCAGAGUAGUAAGUUCGUCUAACAGAUACUAUUGUUAGUUGAUGUCCACCGCGGCUUAAUACCGUAACGGGUGUAGCCUGUAUGCAGUCAGAUGUUUAGCGGGUAAACGAAUAUGACAUGUUUUAGACCAUCGACAGCUUUCAAUAUACGAUCCCAAUCAUAAUAAAAACUAUGCUCUGAUUAGCCGAUUUUCGCAAUCGACCGAAAAGAAUGUUUGGAAUCGUUUAUUGAAGGUAUAAGUAAUCUGGGUUUUUUUAAUAUUUGACAUAUUCACUCUGCCCCAUUUAUGUGGAGACAAUGCCCCCGCGUUGGUGUAUAUUAUCACUUCCAUAUUGUUAACAUAUUGAUGACUAUUAUGAGCAGCUCUGUAUAAAUAUAUUUGUGACCCAUAUUGAUGUCUAUUUAAUUACUGUGCACCAUAUAAGUGUUAGGGGCUCAUAAUGGCCCGUGGUAUGAUGCGAUCGCACGCGGCGAAUAUACUGUUGAUACUACACCUUUUAUUAUAAAUGUCCAGAUGUAUAUUAAAUGUUAUAGGUGAUGUUUUUUUUGGAGGGUGAGACGCAGGCUGGGCCCAAUUAGUGCACAAAAUUUGACUUUCUGGAGCUAAUGUUUCGACAAUUCAUUCUGUAGUAUUGUAGUAGUAUUUCUGUUAUUGAUACGGAAAUUUUACCAAAAUUGACGAAUAUGUGAAAACCCUAAUUGUGUGUGAAUAUUGGUACUCCAGAUUACGCGCCAUGUACGCGUUAGCCGCGGUGCCACGUCGGCAAAAUCAUAUUAAAACAUAAAUGUCAUAUCUCACAUAUAAAUGUAUUUUAUUUCAAUUAAAAGUUCUCUCCCUCUAAAAAAACAGUCGUUAUUAUGUCCAUGUUAAAUGUGAAUGUUGUAAAAUAUUGUCUGAUAUUUUUUUGCUAAUCGGUACGCGACGAUAUAUCGAAUAUGUAAAUUUGCUAUACCGAAAUAUUAAGAAAGUAAUGGCAUAGUUAUGUCAUUUAUUUAAACAUGGGGAAUUAAUAUUACAUUAUAAAAAGCUAUGGAAUAUUUUUUUUUAUAUGAUACAUAAAUAUUCAGCAAGUCGUGGCUAUCUUCACAUAGUGUCAACAGCGUUCCUAUUAGCAAAGAAGUCGUAGCAUAAUCCUAGUGCAAUGGACGUGUAAGCAGAACUCGACGCUUCAUAGCGCAGCUGAUAUAAAUCUAUGCAUAAUUAGGGUAAUUUGACAAACUAUGUAAAUAUAAGUGUUUUUCUGUACAUCGAUAAAUUUGUUUUAAUCAAAAGCGGGCGGCAGGAGAGGGUAAUAAUUACACAAAGUAAGUAUUUGAAAUCAUUUUCUAUGUAUAUAUUAGAUAAUAGUGAGAUCACUGCACUGUGCUGCAAAAAUUAUUAUACCUAGUUAAUGUACACCCUAGUGGUAUUUUUGCGGUCAAAAAAUUGUAUCUAUAAUCAUUUUAAAUUCAAUCGACGUUAUAAUUAUUCCAUAUUUUAUAGACAAUUCAAUCGAAGGAGCUAGCCAAUGACAAACACCACGUUACGUCACCGGCAUCAUGGAGCGUGCGUGUGAGAGAAAUAGCACGACUUUGAGAACGUUCUCAUAUCGAUACAUAAUAUUGCUGUGUAAUUCAUCCGCAUAACUCUUUUUUAUAAAAAAAAACACACACACACUAAUAAUAAUUUCUCUAGACUUCCAAGUACAAGUAUUAUGGAUUGAUUUGUAAUGGAUGUGUUUGUAUAAAAUAGUUUAUCGGUGUACAGUAUAAAUGUAUUGUAAAUGACGUAUUUAACUCUUUAGGGACUGGAUUUUGCUUUUUCAGAAUGUGACAGAAUUAUUUAAAUUGAUUACUGUAAUAUUACAUUAUUGAUUGCCCUUCUUUCUAUGUUAGUCGUUUUCACUUGAUAUUUUAUCCUGUCGGUGAGAUGGUUUUGAAGGAUAAUUCUUAAAUUAGCUUACUAGUAUACCAAGGAACACUUAUGAUGGAUGUGAUUGUAUAUUAUCUAGGGCUGUUAUUUCCACCGUCGAUACAAUUUAUUCGAGGAAUAAAGCACAACAAACGACUUAAAAAUUACAGUUGUACAAUAUAGAGUUGUCAACUCAAUUUUAUAUUUAGUCGGAUUAUAAUUUAUUUGAUGGAUAAUUGUAUUUGACGAUUGAGUAAUCACCCCCUCAUAGUAUUUUCUAUUAUCAGUAUCAAAAUAUCGACAUGAAAGUUAAAAUGCAUACUUCACGGGUUUUUUUUCGCUAUGAUGAUGUUUACGCUAUGUUUGUAAUUGUUCUUACAACUACAACCCUGAAGUUGCUGCAGACGUCCAACACGAGUGUUUCUAUUCUUGUACACAGCUUGCGUCAUUUCAAGCCGAUAUCGGCUACAAUAAUUCAUACGAGCCCUUUAAGCUCCCUAGUAAUUACAUUGUAUUUUUAUAUGUAAACUAAAUGGACUGAAACUAAAUUGUAUUACCUAUUUGUAAAUAAAACUGACUUUUAAAAACGGACGCGUCGUCGCGCGUCCUAUUAUAAUAGUUUGUAUUUAUCGAUCGGCGGUGCGUUUGCACCAGAACUUGUAUUGUAGCAGGAUAUGUAGCGAGUUUGUCGCAGCUGGAGGACGUCCGUCACGCGUCAGACGUCGGCAUCGACUAGACAUGAUGUCGAUAGCUGACGUAAAGCUGUAAAGCUUGACGCCAUCGGAAGUCUCAUAAACGUAGUAUCCCAUGUGUACACUCGUUAGGUAGGAAUCGGGUUUCAUUUGCAAUUAACACUUAUUAGCCCGCUUUACUGCAGAGCUUGCGAGAUGCUGAUGUCAAAUAUCAUAUACACGCACCUUGCCGCUGACGUAUAGCUCAGUAGUUAGACAUGUACUCACAUCGCGACUUCAAUUCUGUCUGAAUAUGGACGCAAUACGCUUUAGAAAUAGUUUGUUGGCUCCAUUUGAGUACGACAAUAUCAUAUAAAUAUCCUAUCUGCUGGUUUAAAUUUGCAUGUUACUGUUUUGUGCCGUUGUAACAAUUCCAAAUCUAUGUCAAACAGAAUUGGGGCCAAAAUUGGAAAGCUCCCAUAAAUCGCGCAUGGUAAUCGUUGCCUUGUGUAUAGACCGCGCCUAACUGCUAUUGCCCACGUCGUUAAGUGGAGGGAAACAGGUUUAUUCGGUUCAAAUGGUACCCAACUCCUAGAAGAAGUAGAAGCUAUUCCAGCUUCUCCUACAGUUCUGUCCCACAAAUUUAUAUCUGAGAUAAACGCCUUUUCUCAUUCUCUCUCACUGUGGGUAUAUACAAAUAAAUGGUAGGUAUGCGCGGUUGAACGGUACAGGGAAGUGGUGUGGGGCAGCACUGCGUGUUGAUAUUAACGACAUAUGAAGUAUGUUAUUGUCAUGUAAAUGUAGUGAUAUUACACCCUAACUGCGCCCAAACAGUACGAGCUCGCCAGCCAAUCUUAAUAUAAGGUCUGCAGCACGGUUUCAUUCACGGCUUUGAGUUUUCUGUCUACAAAUCAAGCAUAAAUUGGUCUGAUCCACUUCCUGUAAUUCUUUAGUCUGUAACAGUUACUGCGUGUUACCAAAUUCAGUGUAUCCUAUCCAGUACACUUGACUUUUAUGUCGCGUCAGUUCGGCAGCUCGCGCUGUGUAAAGCUAGACAAUUUUUACAUUUUCCAUUAUCAGUGCUGUUGCUGUACUCACUAUGUGCGUGCUAUGUUUACUCAGCGGGCUUCAAUUCUGUACAACAUAGGAAAAUAACGUGGAUUCUCAUUAUUUAAAACAAGGUAUUACCCAAUUAUGUAAACUUUAUGUGACAUCUUCGCAUUGAUAUGGUAGAGGAUCGUACAGAAUUAAAGCCCGGUAGUUGAAGCCUGCGGUUAGUGCAUCUUCAGCAUUUUAGGGGCCGUUGACAAGAAGCUACAGAGGAAAGAGAUAAUCGUUAACGCUAAUAAAAUAAAGAUACAUGUACGGGAAUGACAUAUCCUAUAUAAUAAAUAAGUCUCUCGUUAUAACUGUUUUUAUUAGCAUUAGUGAUUGUGGAUAGACAUCUCGUCUACGGGCCCUGCGCCCCACACGUAUAUUACUUUAUAGGGUGUAACUAUCAUAAAAUCAUUGUAUAUCGUAUUUGAGUUUAGGAGAUAUUAAAUAAAUUUAAAUGAAUAUUA